This is a messenger RNA of Lytechinus pictus (painted urchin), 5339 nucleotides long. RefSeq names its product CCR4-NOT transcription complex subunit 9. NCBI's taxonomy places the organism in Eukaryota, Metazoa, Echinodermata, Echinoidea, Temnopleuroida, Toxopneustidae. The transcript has 10 exons. Gene Ontology annotation, cellular component: CCR4-NOT complex; P-body; CCR4-NOT core complex. Gene Ontology annotation, biological process: mRNA catabolic process; negative regulation of translation. The record is from RefSeq and is a predicted model, not a curated record. The coding region runs from base 223 to 1161 and encodes 312 amino acids.
AUACCAACGCUUCCACAGUUCCGAGGUGUACCUCGUACAGCUCUCACGCUUCGCAUCACACAUACACACAGUACAGUACACGGAACACACAGACACCGCACUGUCUUAACUGACCAAUCAGAGAACGGAUAAGAAUGGAAAUCCGUCGGUCGCUAGCCAGCAGUGAAAUAGGAGUGGGGAGACGUCCAAUUUUCAUCUGAACUUUCGAUAAUACCUUGUAUAAUGCAUGGUCUUGGGAUGCAACCGCGUCUUGGAGGAGCUGCAAUCCCCCCUCCCCAAGCGCCUUCCUCCAUCCCUCCCAUGGCACCGGUGGAGAGAGAGAAGAUCUACCAGUGGAUUGUGGAGCUAGCGAGUCCAGACACAAGGGAAAAUGCACUACACGAAUUAAGUAAAAAGCGUGAGGUGGUUCCAGACUUAGCCCCCAUGCUGUGGCACUCCUUUGGUACAGUGGCUGCACUGCUACAAGAGAUCGUCAACAUCUAUCCAUACAUCAACCCACCAGCUCUCACAGCCCACCAGUCCAAUCGAGUGUGCAAUGCCCUAGCUCUGUUACAAUGUAUAGCAUCACAUCCAGAGACAAGAUCAGCAUUCUUACAAGCUCACAUCCCUUUGUUUCUCUACCCCUUCCUACACACCGUCAGCAAGACACGCCCAUUUGAGUACCUACGCCUCACGAGUCUUGGUGUCAUAGGUGCUCUUGUCAAGACUGAUGAACAGGAGGUUAUAAAUUUCUUACUGACGACAGAGAUUAUCCCACUCUGUCUCAGGAUAAUGGAGAGUGGCAGUGAACUUUCAAAAACAGUUGCUACCUUCAUACUUCAGAAGAUUCUUCUCGAUGAAACGGGUCUUUCCUACAUCUGUCAGACGUAUGAAAGAUUCUCCCACGUAGCAAUGAUACUAGGCAAGAUGGUGAUAGCACUGGCGAAAGAACCAUCAGCUAGACUCUUGAAGCAUGUUGUCAGAUGCUACCUCAGACUUUCAGAUAACCAAAGAGCCCGCGGUGCACUCCGGCAGUGCCUCCCAGACCAGCUCAAGGACAACAGCUUCAUGGCCGUCCUCAAGGACGACGGCUCCACCAAACGCUGGCUGGCCCAGCUCAUCAAGAACCUUACCGAGACCAGCUCCAUGGACCCCCGGGGAAUCCCCAUGCCGCCACAAUGACAGUCUGCCGACCAACAAGCCUAGCUUGUUUGGUCACAUAAAAUGAAGAGUCGUGGAAGGAGCAGUAUAUGUUUGUGUUUUUGUCAUGUCCCCCUGCUUUUCUAUCUUCUUAUCUUUUUUUCUAUUUUGACUUGCUUUGUCUUCACUCUUUGUCCAAUAUUUAUGCAUGCAUAAAAAGCCACCCCUCAUUGUAACAAAAAUUAAGGUUAAUACUGGAUUUGGUAAAAUGAAGUAAUCAAUAGUUUGCCACUUUACAAAAUGUAUUUUCGAUGUGUUUAAAAGAAUAUAUUUCUUGCUCCAACAAAAUACUCAUCUUUGACGCAACUGUUUCCUCUAGAUUUUGUUUGAAAAUUACAUCUUUACCUUUAACCAGCUUGACAAUGAUGUUUGCCCAACAGCAGCUUUAUGUUCCAAAUCGAAAGGGUAUGGGCUCACCCGUGUAUCGAUGCUUCUGCUAACCUUCAGGUAGUUUGCAACAGAUAUAACAAUUAUGCUCUACUUUUAAUUUUUUUUUUAAACUAAUAGGUUGUUGACAUAUUUUCUUUUUAUAGGAGCCCCCAUCUCCUUUGGAUAAAAUGCUGGAGACCUAAAGUCAUCUUCUACUUAAACCAAUUUUUUUUCUUCCUGAAUUGCAUACUGGUACGAGAGAAGCCAUUACAGGGAAAAAUAGCAAACAGUCACUUAAUCAGUAAUGCCCCCUCCCCCAUCUCUGUAUCUCUCUCCCACUCUUGCUUCCCUAAUUUUAACAUUUUCUUCAUUCAUCUACACUAAAAAAAAAUCUCAAACUAUAUUUCUCAGCAGGGAAAAAAUUGUCCUAAGGGCAAAUGUCUUGUAUGUUUUUCGAAAUCAGUAUUGCAUCAGAACGAAUGCAAAACAGCAAUUUGUGGUAUGAGAUGGGACCGGUUGCAUAAAGGUUUGAGAUGAAACACAACUUCACUAAUCAAUCGCAACUUCAUUGUCAACCAAGCAGAUGCAAGCAUAUGUGUUAGGAAUCAUGAAUGAUUUGAUGAAGUGUGUUUGAUCGCAAUAUUAUGCUUCAGGCAGCCACAAACUUUACAGCCUGGCAAAGGCUUGCUCACAUAUGUUCGGGUUACAUGUGGACAAGCCUUUCGGGUUUAUCUUUUGAAGGAAAAAUGAUGUGUAAUUAUGUAAAUGAUAUGUAAUUGUGUACAGGGAAAUGCUUAAAUAUGUACAUGUACACCAAGGUCCUUUUUCUGAAUUUGGGUUUAAUUUAAACUUUGGUCUAAAUUUGUGGUUUAACUAUGGAUAGCCAAUUGUGACACAGUAAUACGAGUACAAGUUUGAUUUAUGAGCUAAUCUGUCACUCAAAUCAUUCAUAAAUGUCUGGGAAUAAUAACCAAAUUACUUUUUCUCGGCAUUUUAGCAUGGGGCAAGAACACAAUGAACAUAGAUAACAUACUACAGUGUUGUUUUCACAUUUUCGGCUAACAUAAUGUUAGAUCAGUUGGAUCACGUCUUAAAUUAAACAAAACUUCAGAAUACGGCCUACGUGUAUGAGUUUUAGGCAUUCAAGGUACGAUGAUGUAAUUCCACAAUGUCCAUGGCUUUGUACCAUGAAGGUUGCCAGUCACUAACUAGCUGGGGACGUAUGAAUUUUGAGCAUUCAUGGUACAAAUAUCAUGUAAUCCCACAUUGUCCAGGGCUUCGUGACAGGAAGGUUGCUGAUCAAUGACUAGAUGGCAACGGCCAUUGAAGUACAUCAUUGCACUUUCAUCUUGUCCAAAAUACUGAUCAGCAACCAAUUGGAAUGGUCCUUUAACCUGUUCGCUACUGAAAUCUUUGGUCCCCAGAAGAGCCUUCAAACACGGGCCACCCGGUUUCAGUAGGCAAUACUCCUGAGGGCACCAUUUCAUGAAGCACUUCGGCACCGAUGGGUUGUCAUUCUCAUACAGUUACCAUAGUAACAGUCAGAGUCCAGUGGUGAGUGCAUCUCAACCGAUCAAAAAUAAUUAUUCCACUGCAUUUGUCAGUGCUGGCAACUUGUAAAACAACCACCUAAUGCAUGGGGAACAUUUUGUUGUUGUAUAGUCAUGAUCUUGUAUGUGCCUUUAAUCAUAUAUUCAUGUGGAUAGUAAUAGAUAGGAACCUGCCCCUUGAAGGUUUGAGCAUUUUUCAGGGGCAAUUUUUUUGUUGCUAUGUUGGGGCUAUUUCUUUCAUUUCAAGGGGUACUUUUUACUCAAUAAGCAAUUAUGCUGUAACUGCAUAUCAUUCCUGCAGUAUGUAGAGUAUUGACUUUCAAAAUGUUCUUGAAUUUUUUUUUGUGGCAGAUCCUAGGGAAACUUUAAAGUAGGUUGCCCCAAAGUACUCCAUUUUUCAAAUUAUGGUGGCAAUUUUGGCCAUCAUGAGGGUGAAUUCUCCAAUUGGUCCUCAUGUGGGUCCUACGCUGAUUCAAAAGCAUUGGCACCCAAGAACAGAUCAGCCUUAUGGUCCACUUGAAUAUAUAAUCAAAGGAAACGAUAGGAUGAUUGAGCAUGUUGUGUAAAUAGAAACUGGUAAAUAUGUACAUUAAUUAUGCCAGCUGUUAAAAGCUGCAUGUAAGUUGUAAAUAACAGUAUCAAGGAUGGGUAUCUGAGAUGGCUAGCAAAUUCACAAGGCACUGAUUGGGCCGUAUUCUGAAGUCGGGUUUAACUUAAACUUAGGUUUAAAGUUGUUGUUUAAAGGAGAAUGAAACCCUUGAAACCAGCUGAAUCCAUAUCAAAGAGAAAAAUCAAAGAAACAUAUUGUUGAAAAUUUGAGGAAGAUUGAAUGAAUAAUAAGAAAGUUAUGAGCAUUUGAAUAUUGAGAUCACUAAUGCCAUGUAGAUCCUCCACCAUUGGCAAUGCGACCAAGAUCUGUGAUGCCACACACGUACAACUCCCUCAUUACUUUAGUACUUAUUUCACUUAUAUUCUCACUUUUAUAGUCUAUCACAAUUAAGGUGAGGUGUUCUCUUUAUGAGAGGACAAGUACAGAGGUUUCACAACAUUAUAUCAUUGAUGAAUCGUUUGUCAUAUGAUUAGAAUGAGCAAAAAGAGAUGUUUUGGGGUAUAUUUUCAGUGUCUCAAAGGGGACAGUUGUUCAUCUGUGACAUCAUAGAUCUUGGUCGCAUUGCCAAUUGGAGGAUCUCCAUAGCAUUAGUGAUCUUGACAUUCAAAUGCUCAUAACUCUUCUAUUGCUAGUCCUAUUUUACUCAAACUUUUGUUGAUCUUAUUCUUUGAUUUUUCUGCUUUCACAAAAGCUAACUUGCUCCAAGAGUUUCAUUCUCCUUAAAGUAUGGACAGUCAAUUGUUACAUAAAUCACUAACAGUAGAGAUAUAAUAUUUCAGCUCAUUUGGCUCACAAAUCAUUCAUAAUUGUGUCGGAAGUAUAGAUAAAUGAUCGUCUUCACCAUCGAUGAAUCAGGAAAGACCACAGUAAACAUAAGAAACAUACAACUUAAUAAAAAUUUUGACACUUUUGGCCUCCCAUAAUUUUAGCACAGAGUUAGACCGUGGUCUAAGUUAAACCUGACUUCAGAAUACAGGCCAUUAUGUUUUAUAUUAAAUGCUGAUGUGCCCGUCAUUGAUAUCCGAGCACUUUGGGCUCAUCUUACAAAGAGUGCCAAUAGAUUAAAACCAAACUCACUCUUGUACUUUUUAAUACAUGCUUCUUGUACCGUGCAAAAUGAAACAGACAGCAUGGUUAUAUUAAAUAAAAUGAAAAAUAAUUUCAUUUCAAGGAAACAUAGAUCAUGUAAUAUCAGAAUCAAUUUUAAGUGUCAUAAAAUAUUACAUGUAUGAAUUUAUAAAUACAUCUAUAUCAUACCUCUAUGUAAAGGGAAAUAAAACCCAAAUGAAAUCAGCACUUUGCAUAAUGAACAAUGUUUGUAUGUUUUAAAUGCAAAACUCAACUCGGCACAAUUGUAGAACCUGGUGUAACAUACGAGUACCUGCAGAUAAGGGAAUAAAUCAAAUUGCAUAACAUAAUAGAACUUCCAGAUUCAACACUGUUUAAAAAAAGGGUUAAUUUUUCACUCAUUUAGUUGAUAUAAAUACCCAUGUUUGUGAAUUUGCCUCUUGUAUACCAAAGGAGAAACGAUUAUCUUCUUGUAGAAGAAUGUAAAGUACAGUUGAUCUCAAUGCAAUGUCAACAUGUUGUGCUUCUCAUUAUUUUUGUUGAAUAAAGAAUGAGCAACACUA